AUGGUUUCCUAUAUAUAUAUAUAUACGCCAAUCCAAAGUCACAACCAACUUAUCCUCAAUGACUCUGUAGUUAAGUUACGGAGUCUUUGCUCGAACACAAAGGAAGCAAUAGGGUACUACGACUAUUGCAUUUUGAAAUACUCCAACCAAACUAUAUUGCAACAAACUGGAUUCAGGUUUUACGUGAGUUUAGCUAAUACCCAAAACUCUAGUGAUAUUACUCGGUUCAAUGAUGCUCUUAGACCUUUACUAGCUGGCUUGAGACGGAAGGCUGCGGAUGGUGGUUCGCUUCUGAAAUUUGCCAGUGGGAACGUUAGUGGACCGGAUUUUUCGAAUAUCUAUGCGCUUGUUCAAUGUACUCCUGACUUGUCUGACGUUGAUUGUGAUUCUUGCUUAGAAGAUUCAAUCAACAGGAUCCCACAGUUUAUGAAUGGAAGAGUUGGUGGGAGAAUUCUUAAACCUAUGUGUAAUUUUAGGUAUGAGAACUAUCGGUUUUUUAAUGGGAGUGCUUUAGUCAUCCCGUCACCACUACCACCACCAGUUUCACAACCAUCUCCGUCGUCACCGCUACCAGGAAAUAACAAUGAUACAACACGAGUGGUCAUAAUCAUAGUGACUAUUGUGGUAGUCACGGCUGUCAUAAUAAUUGCUUUACUCUGUAUUUUUAUGAGAUUGAGGAGGAGGAAGAAGCCAACUCCCCAGCCUCUACCAAAUGAAAGUAUUCAAAGUGAAAGCAUUGAUAUUGGCACUGCUGAAUCUUUACAAUUCCCUUUUGGUACAAUUAAAGAAGCAACACACGAUUUUUCUGAAGAGAAUAAGCUUGGACGAGGUGGAUUUGGAGCCGUUUACAAGGGUACUCUAAGAGAUGGACAGGAUAUAGCAGUAAAGAGACUAGCAAGGGAUUCUGGUCAAGGAGAUGUGGAAUUCAAGAAUGAGGUUUUGCUAGUUGCGAAGCUUCAGCAUCGUAAUUUGGUUAGGCUACUUGGCUUCAGCAUAGAAGGAAGCGAACGACUUCUCAUCUACGAGUUCUUGCCAAAUGCCAGUCUUGAUCAAUUUAUAUUUGAUCCAACUAAACGUAAACUUCUUGAUUGGGAUAGACGAUACAACAUCAUUAAAGGGAUUGCUAAAGGGCUAUUAUACCUUCACGAAGAUUCUCGUUUAAAGAUAUUUCAUCGUGAUAUGAAAGCUAGUAAUGUUUUGCUAGAUUCCGAAAUGAACCCUAAAAUUGCAGACUUUGGCAUGGCAAGAUUGUUUAAGCCAGAGGAAACUCAAGGUGAUACGAGUCGGAUUGUUGGAACCUACGGGUAUAUGGCACCAGAAUAUGCUAUGCACGGCCAAUUCUCAGUAAAAUCAGAUGUGUUUAGCUUUGGAGUGUUAGUACUAGAGUUGGUAUCCGGUCAAAAAAACCAAUGUUUUCAGAGUGGAGAAUGCACUGAAGACCUUCUUAGCUUUGCAUGGAAAAGCUGGAAGAAUGGGACGACUUCAGAUAUGAUCGAUCCCAUAUUGAAAACUGGAACGGGUUCAUUGCGUGACAUCAUUAGAAGUAUUCACAUUGGGUUGUUAUGCGUUCAAGAAAAUGUUAGUAACAGACCAACCAUGGCUUCGGUUAUUCUAAUGCUUAAUAGCUUCUCUAUCACACUUCCGAUGCCAGCCGCACCUGCGUUUUUCAUGCAUAGUAACAUUGAUCCUGAAAUGCCACCCCUCCGGGAAUAUAGUUCUUCAACGGAGAGCAGUGGUUUAGAAAAAUCUAAUAUAUCAAAAUCAAGAUCAAGGUCAUCACAAUUAUCCGUAAAUGAUGUUUCAAUAUCCGAUUUUGUUCCUAGAUAAGUAUUGUGCAUAUGACAUAUGUUUUGGUAUACUCCAAUCUUUGAGCUAGUAUUCGUUAAGAACUUGGAUUUAAUUCUACAACUCAAUGUUGCUUGGUAAUUUGAAAUUAAGAUACACAUUUGCUCGUA
Erigeron canadensis is the source of this 1955-nucleotide messenger RNA. Its product is annotated as putative receptor-like protein kinase At4g00960. Gene Ontology annotation, molecular function: ATP binding; protein kinase activity. Bases 1 to 1827 code for a protein of 608 amino acids. The transcript has 7 exons. Gene Ontology annotation, biological process: protein phosphorylation. NCBI's taxonomy places the organism in Eukaryota, Viridiplantae, Streptophyta, Magnoliopsida, Asterales, Asteraceae. The record is from RefSeq and is a predicted model, not a curated record.